GAUUGCUCUGUCAUCCGCUCAUCGGGGCUGCCGCACCGCCCUUCACAUCUGAAGCGGGAGGUGGCAGCGAUUGGUCAGGCGUGGGUCCAACAUGGCGGCCACCGCGACCAGCAACCCGUCUCAGCUGCUGCCGCUCGAGCUCGUGGGCAAAUGCAUGGGCUCCCGCAUUCAUGUUGUGAUGAAGAGUGAUAAAGAAGUUGUUGGAACACUUCUAGGAUUUGAUGACUUUGUCAAUGUGGUGUUAGAAGAUGUUACAGAUUUCUAA
This is a messenger RNA of Pezoporus flaviventris, 265 nucleotides long. RefSeq names its product U6 snRNA-associated Sm-like protein LSm5. NCBI's taxonomy places the organism in Eukaryota, Metazoa, Chordata, Aves, Psittaciformes, Psittacidae. Gene Ontology annotation, molecular function: RNA binding. The coding region runs from base 92 to 265 and encodes 57 amino acids. The transcript has 3 exons. The record is from RefSeq and is a predicted model, not a curated record. Gene Ontology annotation, cellular component: U6 snRNP; Lsm1-7-Pat1 complex; U4/U6 x U5 tri-snRNP complex. Gene Ontology annotation, biological process: mRNA splicing, via spliceosome.